Molecule: messenger RNA, 2075 nt
Organism: Pyricularia oryzae 70-15
Lineage: Eukaryota; Fungi; Ascomycota; Sordariomycetes; Magnaporthales; Pyriculariaceae
Exons: 4
Coding region: 378-2075 (565 amino acids)
Biological process (GO): peptidyl-L-cysteine S-palmitoylation; protein targeting to membrane
Cellular component (GO): extrinsic component of endoplasmic reticulum membrane; endoplasmic reticulum palmitoyltransferase complex
Source: RefSeq, a predicted model, not a curated record
AGUGUAGCCGUCAACCAUUUGCUAGGUAGACAAGACAGAAUCUGUUCUGGGGCUCAAAAGUUGUUGCACACACUGUCCUGGGAACAGCAGGGAGAGGCAUGGCAGGGCAAGGCACAGGCACAGGCACAGGCAAUGCGUACUUGGUAACAGAAUGACAAGGGGAGCUGAGGAGCAGCUGAAGAGAUGCGAUGCAUGCAAGGAAUGCUCUAUUAUAAUACAAGCAGGCAGGCUGGACAGGACCCUGCUGUUUCGGAUACGGUCCUGGAUCCAGCUGGGGAGAAAAGUCGAUUGCCAUAAUGUAAUUACUGGAAUUCUCCCUGUUGGAUUGCAAAAUGUUGUGACAUUGAUUACAUCGAAUUGAAGUUAUUCAGAGCGGAAUGUUCAUGUCUGGUCUCCAACCGGUGGCCCAAGAUAGAUUGCACAUCGUCGCUAAGGUGGCCAGCCAUCCCCUGAUUGUCUGCAACGCCGGUGUCCAUGUAACCCAACGCGCUCCAUUGCACACCCGCAAUUUCACCCUCGCUAGGCUGGAGAAGGACGAUUGUGACGAGAGCGCAAACGAUAACGGGCGCCUGCCUCCUCGGACAGUCGAUUUAAUAAGCAGCCAUCGUCUGAGCGCCAGCGUCAGUGAGGUCGUUUCGGCGGCCGCCACUGAAGUGGAAGCGUCGCCGUCGUCGUCGCCGCAUCAGCAUCAGCAUCAGCAUCAGCAGCACCCGCAGCAGCACAGUGCUGCCCGCUACGUCCUGCAACCGCCCUUCCGCACCCGCGCAGCGAACUCUUCUGGGCGCCCACCUCUGCCUCUGUAUCAGCUGACUGCCUCGCGGCUCUGGAACCCGACAAACUCGACUCCCCGUGAGCUCGAGAGCCGACCCCAUCGCCCAUCUACUCCCCCGCCGCCUGCUGUGCCACUGUCGCACCCUGUCCUUCACGCUAUCGCACCGACCGAUCCUGCAGACCCCGUAUCCACCUCGGCAGGGGAACACCCGCUACUCACCCUCCCCGAACUGCGCCAGACUCGCCAUUCCACUUCGACCCGUGCCAGCUUGCAGAUUGACAAGGCCGGGAGCGAUCCUCGCGUUAGCCUGCCUGGUUCCCUGCGACACUCGUACGACAGCAAGGGCGCUGCAUCCUCUUUCAACACAGGCGCGCAAGCAGACCCUGGAUCUCCGACUAUCAAUCAAGAAGAAACUUGGGAACAAGGCCAGCCACCUUUGAGCCCGCGGCGGUGGCCGACCUCGGCAUUGGCAUCUUUGGCCCCAACACCUGAGUUUUUUUCCAUCGGCACACUGGAUAAGGGUAAAGGAAGAGAAAUCAUGAACAGCCCGGACCAAGGCCCGGGGAGGCAGCCGCCUAGAGAUGGAGACGUGGAGAGAGGCCCGGACGUCCUGUUGAGUCCAGAUGAGCCUCGUCGGUCUAUGGUAUCUGGUAUCGGCUCGGCAAUAUCCUCGGACAACUCCUCGAUUAUGGGCGACCCGGAUCAACCGAUCGAUGCCGGCGAAGAAUGGGGUCCGCAGCACCCUUGCUACCCCCAUCUGAACCCUCACGUCCCCGUCGACUCACCCGAGUACGCCAAAACCCGCAUCAUCAGGAUCCGAAGGGACUGGCUGCUCGAGGGCGAUUUGGCUCCGACUUUCUCAAAUCUUUACCCCGAAAUCCUGGACCCGGCUGGUCUUUCGGAGCAAGAGUUUCGGCGAGUAAUAGAAAAACUCAACGGAGAGUUGAUACCCAUCUUCAACCCCUACAGCUGGAGGAAUCUGUUUGAUGGCUUCAUGGGCGUCGUCACGGGCUGGCUUUGGGAAGAUAUCGGUUUCACGGGAGCCAAAAUCCGUCUAAGAAAGCUUGAGCAAUGGAUCGAGAAGUGGAAUGCCGAUAUGGAAAAGACCAUAUGUUCAGAGGAUGGCAUCAUACCUCCCAUGCUGAUCCCAUUACGCCAGACUGCAUACAUGAGUUUGGACAUUCGAAUCGGCGAUCCAGAGAUCGCUCCCGCACAAGCACCCGUACCCGAGACUCCAGUAGCGUUAGGCCCGGGCAUAUCAUCAGAACCAGAAGCACCAGCACCCGAUGAAGGGCCCUCAUAA